Molecule: messenger RNA, 2197 nt
Organism: Alosa sapidissima (American shad)
Lineage: Eukaryota; Metazoa; Chordata; Actinopteri; Clupeiformes; Clupeidae
Product: prostasin-like
Exons: 12
Coding region: 308-1972 (554 amino acids)
Biological process (GO): proteolysis
Molecular function (GO): serine-type endopeptidase activity
Source: RefSeq, a predicted model, not a curated record
UGAAGGAGGGGCAACUUACAGAAUGUACCUGAAAUGUAGAGGUUUUGUUUAGCGACAGACAGUCAGUCACACCUGGGUGACAGGAGCAGAUAGAACCAUAGAACCAUAUAUGAGACUGAGAGAACACCACAGACAAGGAAGGAACCCUGUGAAGCACAGAGAGAACCUCAGAACCAUAUAUGAGACUGACAGAACCUCAGGGCAGAACUGGAUAGAAUCGUGUGGCUGAACAGAAUAUUAACUCAGAAAGUGGGAACCGUAGGAGGGAACGUUCACAAAGACAAAAGGAACCGUAAGAGGCUGGAUCAUGUCUUUCAGUGGCUGGCUGUGGUUUGGUACGGUGGUCUGCACCCUGCUAAAGGGAUCCUGGGGGCAACUAAAUGUGUGUGGUAGACCUCCACUCAACACCAGGAUAGUUGGGGGUCAGGAUGCUCCUGCAGGAAAUUGGCCCUGGCAGGCCAGUCUUCAGCAGUCAGGCAGACAUUUCUGUGGAGGCUCCCUCAUCAACAAUGAAUGGGUCUUAACGGCAGCUCAUUGCUUUAGCAGUUUCAGAAUCCCCAGUGGCCUGACUGUUGUGUUGGGUCUUGAGAACCUGAAAGGCAGCAACGCCAACAGCGUAAGCCGCCGUUUAAGCCAGAUCAUCAGCCAUCCCAGUUACGACAGAGACACCAAUAACGACAUCGCUCUGCUUCGUCUCAGUACCCCAGUCAACUUCACCGACUACGUCAGUCCUGUUUGUCUGGCUGCCAGUGGGAGUGAAUUCAGCACCGGCACCAACAGCUGGGUCACUGGCUGGGGUUACGUCGGUGACGGAGAAUCCCUUCCAUUUCCUGGGACUCUACAGGAAGUUGAGGUUCCUGUGCUGGGGAACAGGCAGUGUGGCUGUAUCUAUAGAAUCUUAAAUGCCGAUAUCACAUACAACAUGAUCUGUGCUGGUCUACGAAGGAAAGGCCCCUGUAAUGGAGACUCUGGCGGACCGAUGGUGAGCAAACAGGUCUCUGUGUGGAUCCAGUCCGGUGUUGUUAGCUUUGGAUUCCAAUCAUGUGAUGAACCUGCAGUCUUCACCAGGGUGUCCCGUUACGAGAGCUGGAUCAACUCCCAGAUCAGCACUAAUCAACCAGGCUUUGUCCAGUUCACCUCCAGUGGGGCAGAUGCUGACAACAGCUUCUGUUUUACCACAACUACCACGGCAACCACUACAACUCAACCCACUCGGCCAGCCCCGACUGUUGUGCUGCAGGUUGUCCUCACCAUCGUUUACACUGAGGCGCUAAGCAACCCACAGAGCCAAGAAUUCCAACAGCAGGCUGCUCAGGUCGUUGCUGUGUGUGACGCCGUCUACCGGACCCAGUAUGGAACACUGUUUGUGAGGACCAUUGUGGUGGCCUUCUGGCAGAGUUCUCGUAACCGCAUGGAGAUGGGCAUUGAGCUGGUCUUCAACGAGUACUCUAUUGAGUCGGUACCAGAUAGAAUGGACAUUGUGAAUACCCUGAAGGAGGCUGUGAGUGACCCCGCCUCCAAUUACACACUGCCUGUCGACGUGGACUCCAUUAGGGUCAUCAGUGCUCCAAGGACCGCAUCCAAUUUCCAGUUUGCCACCAGUGAGACAUUCAACACGGCCUUGUCUAACUCCAGCUCCAACGCGUUUAAGGACCGAGCUUCACUCAUCAAACGACAGCUGGAGCCCUUCUUCAUUGAAGACUUCACCCCACUCUUCAUCAGCCUCAAUGUCAAAUCCUUCAGGCAAGGCUCAAUCGUCCAUGAGACAGAUCUGACCUUCACAGCCAAUGGGAUCCUUCCCAGCAGUACGGCCAUCUACAACACAUUGCUCCGUGCAGCCCAGAGUGGAGAACUCAGUUUCACCAUCACUGCUCUGCUCCCAGGUGUAGUCAGCAGUGUGGCCAGCGUCUUCAGCUCCUGGAGCCUGGUGGUCAUCUCUCUACUGGUGCAGCUGCAGUGGUUAGCUCAAUGACCUGUCAAUCAUCAAAGUGUCCAAUCUGCUAUGACCCCCUGCGCCCUCCUCAGGCUAUUAGAUUUGCUCUUGCACUCUCAAAUCUCUCUAUCUCUCUCUUAUAUCUCUCUACCUUCUCUUGUAUCUCUCUCUCUUGUCUUAUACUUUUCUAUCUCUCGUUAGAUGUUUUCUUUUUCGGUAAUGAUCGGUAAUGCUUUUAUUCAAUAAAUUACUAUUUGGGCUGAA